CAAAGUUCCCAAUUAACGUGGGCUGCUGUGUCUGGUGCUGGGUUAUUUUCUCCUAUUUUUCCGUUCCUCGGAGUUUACUAUUGCAGAGAGACACCAGGUCUGUCAUUGUGUCUGUCUUGCUCCCUUCCCACCCUAACCAGAGGGAAACCGAAAAGCAACAGCUGAUGGCAAUCUGCUCCGGCGCUUGCACGCCCCCUCGGCGGCGGUCUCCUGUUGCUUCUCGGAGCUUGACUGCCCUUUGGAAAAAUCUCUCCGCCCCUCGAGAGGAGAGGGGAGCAGAGGACGCGCGCAAGCACGGAGCGGGAGGACGGGCAGGGAGAGGAGGAGAAGGGGUUUGCGCGCGGCCGCUACCCAGAAGCCUGCGGACGGCAGCACGGAGUGGGCUGUCCCCGCGCCCCGCCCCGAGCGAGCCCCCCGCCCCCGCCCCCGCAGGACGCGCCUCCCAGCCAGCCCGACUCCUAGGAGGAGGGGAGGCGGGAAAGCAGCUCAAGCCUCACCCACCGCCCUGCCCCCAGCCCCGCCACUCCCAGGUUCCUCGGGACUCGGCGGGUCCUCCUGGGAGUCUCAGAGGGGACCGGCUGUGCAGAGAACUUCAGCCAGAGCAUCUGAGAUGGGAAGCAGAAAAAGGAUGGGCAGUUAGGAGAGGAAAAGCACAGCUGUGUGUUUGGGCCUUGACGUGGCUAUGGAUGCAGUCGUUCUGACCCCUGGUGGCUGAGAGGUGAAGUGCAGUGGUGGCUGCUUGCUCAAGGCCACGGGGAGGUAGACGCCAUGGAGUUGGUGCUGGUCUUCCUCUGCAGCCUGCUGGCCCCCAUGGUCCUGGCCAGUGCAGCUGAGAAGGAGAAGGAAAUGGACCCUUUUCAUUAUGAUUACCAGACCCUGAGGAUUGGGGGACUGGUGUUCGCUGUGGUCCUCUUCUCGGUUGGGAUCCUCCUUAUCCUAAGUCGCAGGUGCAAGUGCAGUUUCAAUCAGAAGCCCCGGGCCCCAGGAGACGAGGAAGCCCAGGUGGAGAACCUCAUCACCGCCAAUGCAACAGAGCCCCAGAAAGCAGAGAACUGAAGUGCAGCCGUCAGGUGGAAGCCUCCGGAACCUGAAGGUGGCUGCUUGAACCUUUGGAUGCAAAUGUCGAUGCUUAAGAAAACCGGCCACUUCAGCAACAGCCCUUUCCCCAGGAGAAGCCAAGAACUUGUGUGUCCCCCGCCCUCCUAUCCCCUCUAACACCAUUCCUCCACCUGAUGAUGCAACUAACACUUGCCUCCCCACUGCAGCCUGCGGUCCUGCCCACCUCCUGUGAUGUAUCUGUGUGUAUGUGUGUGAGUGUGUGUGUUUGCUGACUGGUCUUCGUGGCUACUUGUUCGUGGACGGUAUUGUGUUUGUUAGUGAACUGUGGACUUGCUUUCCCGGGCAGGGGCUGAGCCACAUGGCCAUCUGCUCCUCCCUGCCCCUGUAGCCCUCCAUCACCUCCUGCUUCUAGGAGGCUGCUUGUUCCCCGAGACCAGCCCCCUCCCCUGAUUUAGGGAAGCGUAGGGUAAGAGCACGGGCAGUGGUCUUCAAUUGUCUUGGGACCUGGGAAGGUUUGCAGCACUUUGUCAUCAUUCUUCAUGGACUCCUUUCACUCAUUUAACAAAAACCUUGCUUCCUUAUCCCACCUGACCCCAGUCUGAAGGUCUCUUAGCAAUUGGAGAUACAAAGCAAGGAGCUGGUGAGCCCAGCGUUGACUUCAGGCAGGCUAUGUCCUUCCAUGGUCAAUUUCUUCCCUGGGGCUUCCACAAGGAGUCCCCAUCUGCCCUGCCCCUUCACAGAGCCCCCGGAGAUUCCAGGCCCAGGGCUUCUACUCUGCCCCUGGGGAAUGUGUCCCCUGCAUAUCUUCUCAGCAAUAACCCCAUGGGCUCUGGGACCCUACCCCUUCCAACCUUCCCUGCUUCUGAGACUUCAAUCUACAGCUCAGCUCAGCUCACCCAGACGCAGACUCCAGUCCCUGCCGUUGGGUCUCUGGCAGGCAAUAGCUGAAGGACUCCUGUUCCGUUGGGGCCAGCACAUUGGGAUGGGUGGAGGGAGAGUAGAGGCCUUUGCUUCUCUGCCCACGUCCCCUUAGAUGGGCAGCAGAGGCAACUCGCGCAUCCUUCGCUCUGCCUGUCGGCAGUCAGAGCGGCGAGCGAGGUGGGUUGGAGACUCGGCAGGCUCCGUGCAGCCCUUGGGAACAGUGAGAGGUUGAAGAUCAUAACAAGAGUGGGAACUCAACCCAGAUCUCGCCCCUCCUGGCCUCUGUGUUCCCGUGGAAACCAACCAAACCGUGCGCUGUGACCCAUUGCUGUUCUCUGUAUCGUGAUCUAUCCGCUCAACAACGACAGAAAAAAGGAAUAAAAUAUCCUUUAUUUCCUAGUG
Molecule: messenger RNA, 2382 nt
Organism: Mandrillus leucophaeus (drill)
Lineage: Eukaryota; Metazoa; Chordata; Mammalia; Primates; Cercopithecidae
Gene: FXYD6
Product: FXYD domain containing ion transport regulator 6
Exons: 10
Coding region: 769-1056 (95 amino acids)
Biological process (GO): regulation of sodium ion transmembrane transporter activity
Cellular component (GO): membrane
Molecular function (GO): sodium channel regulator activity
Source: RefSeq, a predicted model, not a curated record